UAAACAUCGUUUCUCAAAAUAAAAGCGAAAUGUUGAUGGCUAUAGGGGUUCAUACAUGCAGCCAUAAGCCUUUAAGCAAACCAGGUGUUGUACGUAAGCAUGAGGUAGACAAAACUUGGCAGGUUGAUUUUUUAAAGAAGAUUCUCUGAUGUCUGCUUGAACGUUUUCUUCUGUGGCUCUUAAGCAGGCACGUAUUCUUUGCAUGCUUUUACUGUUGCGAGGUUUCCAUCCAUACCGGGUUCUUUCUUUUAAUUUCCUUUCUUGUAAAAGAAUUAUGCCUCGAAGACAAACUACAAAAAGAACAAGAGUUCAGAGCUAUGAAUCAAUCAGUAUUCCUUCAUCUAACGCUCAUAUACAGGAUGAAGUCAUAAAAGCAAAAACUAGCAGACACCGCUACCAAGCAGUUCACAAUGGUCCCUCGAAUAAUCACACUUCUUCUCCGGCUGAGGAAAUUGCUCCGACAAUCGAGCCAGCUGCCCCCAGAUUAAGGCGAUCAAGAAGAGAUAGAAAGCCCGUUGACUAUCGGACAGAAUCGGAUAACGAAACGGAAGACGAUGAUCCUCUACUCUCAAGAAUAGAGACAAAAGCUUAUCCCAACGAAGGCUCCGAAGCUUCAGUGACAACUGAAUCAGACUCGUCAGCAUAUGAGCUAGAUGGCCCUGAAACGCUACUUUCUAAAGAUGUAAUCAAACGGAAAAGGAGUACUUCAUCAACGAGAAAAGUUUCUAAAAAGAAUUUGCUUGAAGAUUCGGAAUUAUCUGAAGAACCUCAGGCUUCCAGACCCAUUUUUGAUUGUCCCGACAAACCACUUCCUUGGAAAGGGCGCCUUGGUUAUGCAUGUCAAAACACGGUUUUGAGAUUUUCCAGAGAAAUUGCAUUUUGCUCGCGAACCUGUCGAAUCGCUACAAUUCAGAAAGAAUCUCUGCAAUUCGCGAAGGAUUUGGGUAUAAAGAAUACGCAAGACUUAGCUACCCUUGUAGAAUGGAAUCACAGAUUUGGUAUUCAUUUUAUGCGAGUAAGUUCUGACCUUUUUCCAUUCGCGAGUCAUGGUACCUAUGGGUAUUCUUUGGAAUUUGCUGAUUCUUAUUUGCAAGCUGUAGGAGAACUUGCCAAUCGAUAUAAUCACCGUUUAUCGACACAUCCUGGACAAUAUACUCAAAUAGCUUCACCCAAGGAGUCCGUUGUUACAAAUGCUAUACGAGACCUUCGUUAUCACGAAGAACUUCUUUCCAGAAUGAAGUUAAACGAACAGCUGAAUCGUGACGCAGUCAUAAUAUUGCACCUAGGCGGAUCAUUCGAAGGAAAGGAAGAGACGCUUAAUAGGUUUCGUGAUAAUUAUGUACGCCUUCCUGAAGCUGUAAAAAUGCGUUUAGUUUUGGAAAACGACGACGUCACCUGGUCUGUACAAGAUCUACUUCCUCUUUGUCAGGAGUUGAGUAUUCCUUUGGUUUUAGAUUGGCACCACCAUAAUGUUGUUCCAGGUACUUUACGAGAAGGCUCUUUGGAUUUGAUGCCUCUCUUACCAGCGAUUCGGGAAACUUGGACUAGGAAAGGGAUAACACAAAAACAGCACUAUUCAGAAUCAGCUUAUCCUUUUGCUAUUUCUGCUAUGAAACGUAGAGGACACUCUGAUCGUGUAUAUAGCUUGCCUCCAUGUGAACCAGACAUGGAUUUAAUGAUUGAAGCUAAGGAAAAAGAACAGGCAAUAUUUGAGCUGUCUAGGAUCUUCAAUUUAACCAAUCCUUCAUGCCCAAAGGAAAUUGAAGGGCCGGAUUUUGAUGUAUUUAACGAAGGGUAUUAUCCUCCUGGUGCACACCGGCGGUUAAUAGCCCGUAAACAAAGGAAGAAGAAAUCCAAAAAUAACAAGGAAGAAGUUAAAGAUGAUGAGGAAACGAAUACUAAAGAUGAAUUGGUGACUUGAUGAUGGUUAGAAGAAGUGAUUAUUUAUCGUAUUUAUUAAGGUUUCAUAAAUGAUAUUGUUAUACCACA
Messenger RNA from Schizosaccharomyces cryophilus OY26, 1989 nucleotides. Its product is annotated as endonuclease Uve1. Gene Ontology annotation, molecular function: endonuclease activity. NCBI's taxonomy places the organism in Eukaryota, Fungi, Ascomycota, Schizosaccharomycetes, Schizosaccharomycetales, Schizosaccharomycetaceae. The transcript has a single exon. Bases 203 to 1921 code for a protein of 572 amino acids. Gene Ontology annotation, cellular component: mitochondrion; nucleus. The record is from RefSeq and is a predicted model, not a curated record. Gene Ontology annotation, biological process: response to UV; mitochondrial DNA repair; nucleotide-excision repair.